AUGGCGACGACGACGACAGUUGACGAUGCUCAGCCCCCGACGCUGCAAAACAUCCUAGACCAGAAAUCCCUCAAGUGGAUUUUCUGCGGUGGCAAGGGUGGUGUCGGUAAGACGACGACUUCCUGCUCGCUUGCAAUCCAGCUUGCGAAAGUGCGGGAGAGCGUGCUGUUGAUCUCGACGGAUCCCGCACACAAUCUUUCAGAUGCAUUCGGCCAAAAGUUUGGGCGCGAGGCUGUGAAAGUGAAUGGCUUCAGCAAUCUGAGUGCCAUGGAAAUCGACCCUACAAGCAGCAUGCAAGAAAUGAUCGAGCAGUCGGAGCAGCGAGGUGGUGCACUCGCGCCAUUUAUGCAGGACCUCGCUUUUGCAAUUCCCGGUGUUGACGAAGCAAUGGGCUUUGCAGAAAUCAUGAAGCUUGUCAAGUCGAUGGAAUACAGCGUGGUCGUGUUUGACACGGCGCCCACUGGUCAUACUUUGCGCUUCCUCAGUUUUCCAAGUGUCCUAGAGAAGGCACUGACAAAAUUCAGCUCGUUUGGAAAGAGCCUCGGCCCCAUGUUCCAGCAGUUCCAGAGCAUGAUGGGCGGUGGUGCCAAUGCUCAAGAAGACAUGUUUGCCAAGCUUGAGGGCAUGCGCCAGGUCAUUACGGAAGUGAACUCGCAGUUUAAGGACGAAACAAAGACCACAUUUGUGUGUGUGUGUAUUGCUGAGUUCUUGUCACUCUAUGAAACGGAGCGCCUGAUCCAAGAACUCACGCAGUAUGGUAUCGAUACGCACGCUAUCGUAUGCAACCAGCUGUUGUACCCUCCACCAGGCUCCCAGUGUGAGCACUGCCGUGUGCGAAAAGCCAUGCAAGAUAAAUAUGUGCAUGAAAUGAUGGAUUUGUAUGCGGAGGACUUUAAUGUCGUCAAGAUUCCGCUGCUGACAGAAGAAGUGCGUGGUCCUGAGAAGCUCUCAUCGCUCUCGGAAUAUCUCAUGCAUCCAUAUCAACCUCCUCAGUAA
This is a messenger RNA of Malassezia globosa CBS 7966, 996 nucleotides long. RefSeq lists its product as uncharacterized. The record is from RefSeq and is a predicted model, not a curated record. Gene Ontology annotation, cellular component: GET complex. Lineage: Eukaryota; Fungi; Basidiomycota; Malasseziomycetes; Malasseziales; Malasseziaceae. Gene Ontology annotation, molecular function: ATP hydrolysis activity; ATP binding. Gene Ontology annotation, biological process: post-translational protein targeting to endoplasmic reticulum membrane. The transcript has 2 exons. Bases 1 to 996 code for a protein of 331 amino acids.